Scutellospora calospora is the source of this 229-nucleotide messenger RNA. The record is from the annotation of a GenBank genome assembly. Lineage: Eukaryota; Fungi; Glomeromycota; Glomeromycetes; Diversisporales; Gigasporaceae.
UUCAAAAAUUAAAAAGAUUUUUAACUUGUAAAAAAUGUUACGAGAGUGAAAAAAAGCUUCGAGAUUACAUACGUAAAAAACCAAUAAUUUGGCCAGAAGACAAUAAAUCAAAUACACAUGACUUUUUUAAAGAUACAAUACCAAAAUGUUUUUUAUGCUCUUCUUAUGGGAGAUGUAUUCGACAUUUUAUUAAGGAUUGUCCAAAACAACAAGAAUACAAAGAUCUUUC